Paramecium octaurelia is the source of this 1006-nucleotide messenger RNA. Lineage: Eukaryota; Ciliophora; Oligohymenophorea; Peniculida; Parameciidae. The record is from the annotation of a GenBank genome assembly.
AUGGAUAUACGACUAGCUAUAUGUAAUCUCAUUUCUGUAGUUUCUAACUUUGUCACGGAAACAAAGUUGAAAGGAUAACUCGAUUAGCUCUACUUGUUAAGCAUUAAACCUGAUUCUAAUUUGUAGGAAAUUGAAAGAAAAAUGAUUAACUUAGGAAAGAACACUAAAGCCCAUCAUAGGAUAAAUUCAUAGCCAGCUGUACUCCCUUCACCUAAACAAAAUAAAGUUUAAUCAAUGUCAGGAGUCAACACACCUGCAUUUUCAGGUGGAAUGCAUAACAAGGCAAUUGGUUUUGGAAGUAGAAUACAAUAUACCACUCCUUUUGUAUCAAAUAGAGAAAAAGAUGAAAAACAUAAAAAUAUGUCAGAUAGGUAAAUCUCUUUUAAAUUUGAAAUCUCAAAACCUUCACCCAAAAAUAUCACAGAAUUUAAGUCUAUUGACAAACAAAUCGUGGAUAUAACUUAAAAACUAAAAUUGAACUCUGGUAUAUAACAAUCUUCUAAUGUGGUUCCAGUAUUACAAUCAGAAUUAGAGGCAUAUCCACAAAAUACAAUAACUCUUAAAAGUUUACCUAUUAAAAAUGAUAAUUAUUAAUAACAACUUGGGGAAGAACGUAAAGAGAAAUAAUAUGAUUAGACAAAGAUUUCAGGUAGAAUGCUAGAUCAGAUUAAUUAGAAUAUGAAAGAGAUGAAAUAAAAUACUUUUAAAUUAAUAAAAGUAUUUGAAAAUACUCAUGAAAUAAAGACCCAAUCUUCUUUCGAACAUUGUCGUUAGGUAGAUACAUCUUUCAUUUCACCAUUCAGAAAAUUAAGAAAUGUAAGUUGAAUUUCUAUAAAUCUAGCCUCUUUUUAACGGAAUUCAUGGUAAAAUUACAGAUUAAGAUUUACAUUAUAUAUAAUAAAACUUUUUGAUGAAAAAGCUGAUUGUAAAGGCCAAAAAGAAUGAAAAGAUUGAAUUUGAGCCAAUUAAGAUGGAUGUAUUCUUUGUAACAAGUGUUAAGGGAUGA